CAACGUGGCACCAACUGAGCAUACUACACCACAUCAGCAGCUACAGAAGCCAACAAAUUCUGCCAGCACUCCACCAAUGGUCAAAGGAAAAGAGACAGCUCAACCCAUGGGUAAGUAUUCUCCAACUCCUGUACUAAAUGAUCUCAUUAUGAGGGCAUCCAAGGUUAUGCUUCAAGGCCAGGACACUGCGACACCACUAAGCACACACUCAGCUACACCAUCUACAGACUUGU
Messenger RNA from Dentiscutata erythropus, 233 nucleotides. NCBI's taxonomy places the organism in Eukaryota, Fungi, Glomeromycota, Glomeromycetes, Diversisporales, Gigasporaceae. The record is from the annotation of a GenBank genome assembly.